GCCAGAGGGUGAGAAUGAUCCAGGAGGAGUCCAAGCAAGUGUGGAGUUGGUGAGCCCCGACAGCGGUAUGAACACCAUCCGCAGCAGCCGCUCCUCCAAGGAGAGCUCAGUGUUUCUCAGCGAUGACAGCCCUGUUGCCGAGAUGAUUGGGUCAGCGGCAGGUCCCGGGGGCCUUCUGUUGAGGAACCCCUCCCCCCUGGGGCUGUUGUCCCUCUCACCUCCUGCACCGCCUGAGAGGAGGCGGCGUCAGCAUUCAAACAAAAAGAGGAAUGACCACUUUGAUCAGUUUCAUUUUGAGCCGCUCCAUCCGCAUCACGUCCUCCAGAAUGCCGCAGGAAAAACAGACAACGAUCAGCAAACGGCGGGGAGCUCCAGCCUCUCAGAAUAUGAGGAACUAAACACGGUGGAUUUCUCCGAUCCCAGUUCUUUGGGUGGUCUGGAAAGUAGGCACUCAUCUUCUGAUCCAGACUGUCAAGUCAUAGAAAUGAUGGAAACGGUGGUUCCUCCCACACCGGUCAAUAGCCUGGCAGGCGGUCACCCUUCCGGCAGCUGCGGCGCCAGGUUCUUCCCCGAAGACGUGGCAGAGAGGAUCAGCGGCCUGCAGCACAAGGACAGCGUCUCGUCAUCCUUGUCCGAGACUUGGGAGGAGCUCGGCUUCGACGCGCCUUCCUCGAAUGAUGCCUGGAGUAGAACCAGAGGGACAGAGAGUCCUCAGAAUCUGGAGGAACUACGGUGCAAAGAGUCUGAUGGUGAAAAAACAAGUAGGGAAGGGAGGUCACAGAGGGACUGGAGCUUGGAACCGCAGCUUAGUUUGAUCACCGAACAGACAGAAUCAUAUGAAAACUGGAACCCGGAUUCUGAACUUGGCGAUCAAUGGAACCCCGUUACUGCGGCCGAUCUCCAGUUGACGCCACCGGAAGAGGAAGUUGAAAGCAAAGCUGGCGUCUUUGGAAUCAAAGAAACGACACUUCCUUCACAGAAGAAGAAAAUGACACUCAACACUUUAACGCCAGACACAUCAAAGGAGGACAAUGAUGACGCACAGGAGAGUAAAGCGGGUAGAGCAAUGCAGACGCUGGAUUUUUGGACCUAUUCGGCACAGAAGGGUUUUCUGAAAUCAGAUAGCGGAACCACCACUUCAUACCCGGAAUCGCUUGACAUGUGGAAUACGACAAUCCGAGAUGACAGUUUUUCUCCACUCGUGACACCUUUAUCUGAAGACUCUGGAAACUUCCCUGGGGCGACUCCCAACAUGAGAGGAGGAGCUUCCUUGGAAAGCCCUCAGGGAUUCUCCUAUGGAGGCAUGGAAAUGUGGAACACAACCAUACAAGAAGACAGCUCUUCAUCCGCAAGCCCAGAAGCACCUGGGAAUGGGAAAGACCAUAGUCACCCUGACUUAGUGGACGGAAGGGAGACCACUGCAACCAAAAAGCAGGAAAGAGAAACAGAAAGAGGAGAACAAGAAAUGGAUAUCAGACUGAUGGGUCAAAAGCGGAGUGUCAAAAUAGUAAUAGACGGAGAAGAAGGCGGAGGGUCAGACCCAGUAGGGAAUCUUCCUGUUCCUCGCAUGGUCAUCUCCACUUCAGACUACGACAACGUAGGAGGCUGCAGUUGGAGCAUUUCAACUUCCCCUGAGAUUGACUGCGGUCCUGUCGUAGAUACGAUACAACUGGAAGAGCAGUCCAGCCCAUUCGUAGCCGUGACCAAACCCGCAGAAGACAAAACGGAAUCCGACGGAAGCAGUUCAGGUAAAGUCUUUCAUUUUGAGGAGCAGGGUGACUCGAGUUCAGCUGAGAAAACAGUCGAGAUUCAUUCUCCAUUUAUUCUGGUUGACAACUGUCAGGCAUUUUCAGAGGAUCGGCAGUCAAAUUUAGUGGAAAGUUGUGAAUAUCCAAUCCAGAAGAAAGACUCUUUAUCUCAAAGCCCAGAUAGUUCGGCGAGUCUUGCGUCGAGUAAACCCAAAAGUUCUGGACCAGCGUCACCAUCCGACCGUCUGCCACAAAGGUUUACUCUCGCUGAUAAUCAAAGCCAAGAAUGUUCCAUGAAAGAGGCAAUGUCGCUCAGCCCCAGUUCUGGUGUUGACGAAGAGACACUCAAAUUGAGCCCGGGCAGUCGAGACGAACUGAGGUCCAAUUCAGACGGGGAUUUGUCAUCGUGCCUUGAAAUGGAGUACAUUACCGUUCCAGGAACAUUCAAGUCUCCCAAAGACACCGAAGGGCCAUCAAAAGGAUCUCGGAAGCCCAUGGAAACGUUUCACAUGCUUUCCUAUGCCGUUUCAGUGCUGAAAGCUCAGAAUCAGAAGACGACAGAGCAAAGUGGACAGAUCCAGAAUGACCAUUCAACCGGCGAGGAUCUUACCCAAGUUUUCCAGUCAGAGUCAAGAUCAUUGUCUGGAAGUGAAUCACAAUUGGAACAAGCCUCCUAUGAAGAUAAAUCCAACGUCUUUGGCAGAAGUAUGUCACCUUCAUUGAGACACCCAUCGGAUCACUUCCUCAAAACCAGAGAGGAGGUUUAUGUCCACUCUCAAAUCUCCAUGGAGGAUUCGGGUUCAGACAGCGGCCACUCGCCCGUCAACUCAUCUACACCCCAUCCCAACUUACAAGUCUGGGGGGAUUCGUUACCGGGACGAGACACAUCGCAAUCAUCGUGCAAUAGCUCCGCCAUCUCUCACACGAGCUCCUUGGUUAGUACGCCCGCCAGCGAAUCGGGCGUACCGAGCGACAAGGCCCUUGGAUUACCGUUUUCUGGAGAUUUGAUGGAGGAGGAAAAUGAUGAAGAGGGGCCAGAGGAAGAACCGACAAGGGUGCAAAGGUCUCACGAUCUGUUGAGUUUUACAGAGGAGCUAGUUCAGUGUUCUUCACUUCCACCAAACAGCGACCCAUUCCAAGGUGAUUCACUGGAUUAUGAUGAUGGACAAACUGAAAGGGCUGAUGAUUGCUUGGUUGAGCACCACAAGGGAGACCAUUGGGCCUCUCACCAAAACCGUUCUCAGAAUUUAGGAUGCCAAAAUAUGACAUCACAACUUUUUCCCCAUCCGGCCAAUCAGAGAGCUACAAACCAGUGGACAACGCUUCAAGGUUCACCUCAGAGCGGUUACAAUUACCACCAUGUUGACCAAAGGACAGAAAACCAGGAAGGUCCCGAACCAGCGAGGAACACGUCAGACGUCUACGCCGAAUUUUCAACUCAAGUCCCUCAUGCAGACUUUGUAGUCGAGCGGGACGAAAGCUACUUCGAACCUUGUCAAUACGAGGACCCGGUGCGGGAGGAUUGCGUCCAGUAUGUGCCUGAGGGAUACGCCCACUUUCUCAUGUCCAGGCGAGAGCCCCGGGAGGAUCGGCCGGCAGAAGUGACGGCGACAACAACAAUGAUGAUGAUGAGGAGGAGGACAUCCAGCGAGGAAGCUGAGAAUGCAGAGCACGGGGAAGACCCUGCCUCGUCCGCAGACGUGUCGGGGGGCUCCAGUCAGAGGCGUAAGUUGGCGGCGCCGCCCAUGAACGUGUCGCUGGAGCGCAGCGAAGGCUCCCUGCUCUCCGAGGACGCCCUGGACACGGACGACGAGGAUGCGGCUCUCGACACCGGAGAUGACCUGGACGCGGACAUCGAGGAGCUGGACACGUCCGAAGAGGAGCGCGAUCCGCCCGUCCCUCCGGACGGGGUUAGCGAGGGGCUCGAGGAUGGCCGGCUGUGGAGGAGUGUCGUGAUUGGCGAGCAGGAGCAUCGCAUCGAUAUGAAGUGCAUUGAGGCCUACAAGAGGGUCAUCUCGCAUGGAGGUUAUUACGCCGAGCGCCACGCCAUCAUCGUCUUUGCAGCCUGCUUCCUGCCCGAUAGCGACUGUGACAGUUACAACUAUGUCAUGGAAAAUCUCUUCUUGUAUGUCAUAAGCACCUUGGAGCUGAUGGUGGCAGAGGACUACAUGAUUGUCUACCUGAACGGCGCCACGCCUCGCCGCAGGAUGCCUGGCUUCACAUGGAUGAAGAAGUGCUACCAGAUGAUUGACAGGAGGCUGAAGAAGAACCUGAAGAUGUUCAUCAUCGUCCAUCCUUCCUGGUUCAUCAGAACACUAUUAGGCAUCACCAGACCCUUCAUAAGCUCCAAGUUCUGCAGUAAAAUCAAGUACGUGGGCACCCUGCAGGAGCUGGGACACAUCAUCCCCAUGGAAUACGUCCACAUUCCGCCCAGCAUCGUCAAGCUGGACACAGAUUUAAAGGAUGCCUCAGGAAAGUCCGACAGAAAGAGAAGUUUGGCCAUUUGACAAAACCAGAGCUCCGCUUGAGGCUGCUCGUCUUUCCGUGAGAAGGGAAGAGGUUGCGGCGAGGCACUCGGAAAACACCGCAUCGCUGUCGGAGAGAAAAGUGCUCUCCAGACUGGACUCAAAGAGGUUUACAUCGGAAUCCAUUAAUUACGACUGUAUCCACCACUUGACUAAUAUGCCUUUUCUUUCACGAUACUGUAUCGGUAGCAUUUUGGACCAUCAAUAACCUCUCAUGCAUCAACAGCCGUGGAGUCGGAGUUUACAAAAAAUUCAACAUACAAUAAAUCUCUGUACUGUACUUGUAGACAAACUGAUACAAGUCACCAUCGGUUGAAAUCAGGGGUAUGACAAUUGCAAGUAAUUGAAAGAAACCAUUUAUGAGAAUAUCUCAAAAAAGGGACAAACAAUAAUAAAAGAAAUAGCACCGUUAUGACGCUAUACAGUUAUGGUGUAAUGAUACAUAUUGGAUUAAAAUGUACGAUACAAGUACAAAUAUAUUAUCAGUAUGAGGCAUUUUUGUCCCACCCCGGAUUUGAACUUAGCCACUCUGUCGUCAAUCUCAAAGCCGGCUUUCUCUACUAAUCCGUUCCAUCACUGUGAAAGUCGUCGAGGUAGCAAGAUAGCACUUGAAUGUGUUUGCGGUGACUUACUUGUGCAUGCCUUUUGCUUGUGUGUGUGUGUGUGUGUGUGUGUGUGUGUACGUGUGCGUUUAUGUGUGAGUGUGAGAAGAGCAUAUAGGUUGACAAAGUCUUGUGUGUGUGUGUGUGUUCCACAUUUUUAUUUGUAAUUCUGCCUUCAUCUUCUUACAGUAAAAUAAAGAAAGGAAUACUCGGCCCGUGUCUAAACUUUUAAUGUUUUUAAUUAAACAUUAAAUUAAUUUAAAAAAUAAAACUCAUGUGUUGAACAAGUGCGAUAUCCACA
Messenger RNA from Syngnathus typhle (broad-nosed pipefish), 5176 nucleotides. RefSeq lists its product as uncharacterized. NCBI's taxonomy places the organism in Eukaryota, Metazoa, Chordata, Actinopteri, Syngnathiformes, Syngnathidae. The transcript has 10 exons. Gene Ontology annotation, biological process: apoptotic process. Bases 68 to 4255 code for a protein of 1395 amino acids. Gene Ontology annotation, cellular component: cytoplasm. The record is from RefSeq and is a predicted model, not a curated record.